Molecule: messenger RNA, 839 nt
Organism: Chenopodium quinoa (quinoa)
Lineage: Eukaryota; Viridiplantae; Streptophyta; Magnoliopsida; Caryophyllales; Amaranthaceae
Product: histone H3.3
Exons: 3
Coding region: 117-527 (136 amino acids)
Cellular component (GO): nucleosome
Molecular function (GO): protein heterodimerization activity; structural constituent of chromatin; DNA binding
Source: RefSeq, a predicted model, not a curated record
ACCCCUUUACCACCUAACUUUUCAAAUUUCUGCUAUUGCUCACAUUGUAGAGAGAGAGAGAGAGGAGAGAGAGAGGAAAUCGUCAAAGUUCUUUAGCUAAGGAGUUUCAUUGAGAUAUGGCCCGUACCAAGCAAACUGCUCGUAAGAGUACUGGAGGAAAGGCUCCCAGGAAGCAACUUGCUACCAAGGCUGCUCGUAAGUCUGCUCCAACUACCGGAGGAGUGAAGAAGCCUCACCGUUACCGUCCUGGAACUGUGGCUCUUCGUGAGAUCAGGAAGUACCAGAAGAGUACUGAGCUUUUGAUCAGGAAGUUGCCGUUCCAGAGGUUGGUUCGUGAGAUUGCCCAGGACUUCAAGACUGAUCUCCGUUUCCAGAGUCACGCUGUAUUGGCUCUUCAGGAAGCUGCUGAGGCUUACCUUGUUGGUCUUUUUGAGGACACCAACCUGUGUGCCAUCCACGCCAAGCGUGUUACCAUUAUGCCUAAGGACAUUCAGCUUGCCCGCAGGAUCAGGGGUGAACGUGCUUAAGUAAUUGAGCUUGCCUUAUCGUUUGUUAAUGCUUUUACUACUAUAAUAGUAUUAGUUUGAUGGUUCUUGGUUAGGCUUAAUGCAGGACUUAAAUAGGGGUUGUUUUUUGUUUGGAGAGGAAGGGGUUUACUGGUGAAUGAUGUAGUUAAAAGUGAUGAUGGGUGGUGUGUUUUAAGAGCAAGGAACACUCAAACUUGGUAUAUUUGGUAUUUAAUUUCUGUUUUGUUGGUGUCACACUGAUUUUGUGUGGAAACAUUCAUCUAAUGUAGUUGAUAUAUAUUCAGACCUUUAUGUUUAUUGUUCUCUUAUGUU